Molecule: messenger RNA, 1776 nt
Organism: Nanorana parkeri
Lineage: Eukaryota; Metazoa; Chordata; Amphibia; Anura; Dicroglossidae
Exons: 11
Coding region: 1-1776 (591 amino acids)
Biological process (GO): regulation of DNA-templated transcription
Molecular function (GO): DNA-binding transcription factor activity; sequence-specific DNA binding
Source: RefSeq, a predicted model, not a curated record
AUGGACACCUCUCCACAUACCACGUGCCCCGGGUGUGAUACAUCAGAGUUCACUUCUCACCACAGCUUCGGUGCAAGUUGCUGCUCCUUACCGCGCAUUUCACCGGCCACGCCCCCUCGCAGGUCUCUUAGCAACCUGGCCACAUGCCUAACGAGACCAGACCAACCUCUUAAAAACAGGCACACCUCCUUCGGUCGCCGACAUGUAGCCACACCGCGGGAAAUCGUCGGUGGUGGGCGGAGCGCUCUCUUCAGCCAAUCAAGGCCAUGUACGGAAUACCACUCCCAUCAUGUAUACAAUGCACCCGCUGGAGGCCAUAACGGGCAGAAUUUCUGCAUCUUGGACGAUCAGCGGUUCUCGAGAGAGAUUCUGCCCAAGUACUUCAAGCACAACAAUUUGUCCAGCUUCAUCCGCCAGCUUAACAUGUAUGGAUUCAGGAAGGUGAUGAGUCUGGAGGGCGGGCUGGUGAGGUCGGAUCGCGCCUCUGCCAUCGAAUUCCAGCACCCCUUUUUUAAGAAGGGACGAGCGGAGCUCCUGGAACAUAUCAAACGUAAGAUUUCCACAUCGGUAAGAUCCGAAGACCCGCACCUAUCUCCGGAAGAACUGCAAAAGGUCUUUUUUGAGCUACAAGAACUAAAAGAUGGUCAAAACAAUAUGGACGCCAAAUUGGAAAACAUGAGGAGUGUGGGCUCUGUGUUGGUCAUUGCGAGCUCUGUGGUGGCCAGUAUCCUUCAGUUCAUUUUGAGCCUAAUGCGAGGAAAUAUUGUCAUGGGGCCCCCCAAAAAAAGGUUCGCCUUUCUUCGCAGCACUCUGGAGACCAGACUCUACAAAUCCAUGAGAUUUUCAGCCCUGGAGAAGGCACGUCGGGACCGACCACACAAGAUGCGGAGCAAACGCAGAUCUUCACAGCCCAGCCAGCGAUACCCAUCGCAGCAGAAGUCACCGAGUAUUGACUCGGUGCAGGAGGUUAUCAUUGAUGAUUCAGUUCUGCAGCUGCAGUCCUUGGCUGAGCAAACGCUGGUCCCCAGCAGCUCUACAGGAGAAGAGGAGCUAGCACUGGACGUAGUGCCACCGAACUCCGCUGAGGACGACGAUAGUGACAUCAACUCUAUUCUGAAUGAGAACAGUGCAGCCGGCGACUACGAUUUGUUAUACCGGGGAGGGGGUCAGGGACAAGGGAAGGCAAAAUAUAAGUGGGUUGAGCUUAAGCCAGAGGUGCCACCUGGUGGCAUGUCCUGGCAUGUGCAUGCGCGUAAUGAUGUCAUGUGCACUCCACUGCCGGCUGCCAUCUUGGUGAUGGACCCUAUUAAAGAGAGAGGAGGCGACGUUAUCUGCAGGGGCAAAGGAAAGGUGAGGAAGCAGGAGGGCAAUGCAUAUGUCCCUCCUCUCCUAGGUCUGGGGGGGCGCGGGGGGGGGUGCAGUCAGACCUCUGUAGCACACAAGAAGGGGAUAAUAUUUUGUGUUUUGUUUUAUUCUGCAGGCAAGCAGCUGAUGCAGUACACCGGAAACCCUGUGCUUUCCCUGUUCGAUCUCGCCUCCAGCGACUACGGAGCAGUCGCGUUGGAUCCGGCAAAUUUGCUGACCGCAAUGGGAGACGACGCGUACGCAGGCAGUUCAUCAGCGCAGAACGACAGCGUUCCGGGAUGUAGCUCCAGCAAGGAACCGGACCUGCUGGUGGAAGAUUUCGGCGGCCCUCAGGAGGUCUCACCUUCCGUCCUCGGCCCCGUUAACAAUCUCAUCGACGAGGCCAAAGAAUCCGAGACGCUUGGAGUGUAG